Molecule: messenger RNA, 1640 nt
Organism: Pollicipes pollicipes
Lineage: Eukaryota; Metazoa; Arthropoda; Thecostraca; Pollicipedomorpha; Pollicipedidae
Product: phosrestin-2-like
Exons: 12
Coding region: 6-1640 (544 amino acids)
Biological process (GO): signal transduction; G protein-coupled receptor internalization
Cellular component (GO): cytoplasm
Molecular function (GO): sequence-specific DNA binding; G protein-coupled receptor binding
Source: RefSeq, a predicted model, not a curated record
CCGCCAUGGCAGACUGCGCCAGGGUGUUCGAGGCGUCGUCGCCCGACGGUCAGAUCAGGCUCUACCUGAGCGCGCUGGACUUUGUCGAGCACGGGGCGCGUGUUGACCCCAUCGAGGGCGUGCUGAUGGUCAGCCCGACGUUGGAGGAGCGACGUCGCGUCUUCGGCCGUGUCACGUGCUCCAUGCGCUACGGCUGCGACGCUAUGGAGCUUCUGGGCCUCAGCUUCGAGGAGGACGUGGUGCUGGCGGCGGAGCAGAUGUACCCGCGGCUCACCGCCGACACCGAACCCACCCAGCUGCAGCGGCUACUGCUGCGGCGGCUAGGACCUCGCGCCACGCCCUUCUCCUUCUGCCUGCCGCUGCAGUCGCCCAGCACAGUAGCGCUGUGUCCCAACGAUGGUGAGGAGAGCAACUUCUGCGGCGUCACCUACACCCUGUCGGCGUCGGCGGCCGACGACGAGUGGGAGCAGCCGUUCAAAAGUUCCACGGCCUUGGUCACCAUCCGCAAGCUGCAGGGCUCGCCGGCGCGCGUGCUGGCGCCACCCUGCCUCAGCGUCAGCCGGCGCUUCAUGCUCAGCCCCGGGGAGCUGCACCUGCAGGCUAGCCUGGACAAACAGGUAUACCACCGAGGCGAGAGACUCAUCCUCGACAUCCACAUCAGCAACAGCAGCAGCCGGUCUGUACGGCGCAUCAAGGCCACGCUGCUGCAGACGGUGCAGGUGCGCCUAUACACCAACAGCGUGCACCGGACCGCAGUCGGCGAUGUGCAGAUCGAAGAGAAGUGUCCCGUGACGCCGGGGCAGCGUCUGCAGAAGACGCUGGCCCUCCAGCUGGCGCCGAAGUCGGACGCCAAGACACGGAAAAACCUGGCGCUGAACGGGGCCCUGCCGGACCAGCCGGACGGCCUGGCCUCGACCACACAGCUCAGCCACCCGGAUCAGAAAGUAUUCGGCCUGGCCGUCUCCUACUCCGUCAAGAUAAAGUUGUACCUGAGUUCUCUGGCAGGCAGGGUGGUGGCCGAGAUGCCCUUCACACUGACGCACAUGCAGUCGGACUUGCGGCGCCUGUGCAGUCCCUUGCCGGCCGUUCCCAGCCCGGAGCUGAGCACGCCGAGCCCAGAGCCGCGGGCCGUUCGGCCGGCGGCGGUCCUCGGACCCCAGCGGUCGCGCACCAUGAGCUCCGGUCGUCCGCGUCACCGCGGUCGUCAUGGCAACUAUGAACGGCGUCAUGUGGAGUCGGCUACGCCUCAGGCGGCGUCAGCUGACGCUGCUGAGAGCAGCUCGCCUGUGGUGCAGAUGUUCCGCGAGUUCGCCACCCACCUGGACAACAAGCACGACCGCUACGAGCGGCUGGUGAAGAAGAGCAGAGACGUCACCAUCGAGAGCAAAAGGAUCAUUUUCAUGCUGCACAGGGUCUCUAAGGACGAGCAGAGUGCGGCGCUGCUGGAGGAGGCGGCGCAGCGCUUCCGGCACCUGGAGAACACCGCGCUGCGCGAGAUCGCCCAGGAGCUGCGCGGCCAGGACCCAGAAGUUCAUCUCUACCACCUCUUGCAAGCGGAGGAGAGCGCCGUGCGCAUCGUCACCGAGGAGUGUUCGGGGGCGAUGAGAGAAGAGGCGCGGUACGGCCCCACCACGGCCUAG